CUCCUCGCCCCUCCCUCCUCUUCCCUUCUCUGUUCGUUCGUUCCCACCAACAGCGGCGCAAACGCAAUCGAUCGCCUAAUCGCCCCCGUUAAUCCGCUUCCAAAUCACGUCUCCCGCAGAUAUUCCCAAGAAUCUCCCAUUUCUCUGAUUCCGGCUCGCUUUCUCCGUCUCCGUCUCGGCCUUCCUCCUUUCCUCCGCCUCGGAUUCGAUCGCUUCUCUCUUAUCCUGCUCCUGCCUUUCUUCCCCCUGUCCAGCCAGGACUCGCAGUUCUUGCGCUUUGCGUCUGAGGAGAGCAGAGGAGAAGCCGUUCCCGUCUGGGCUUGUGAGGAACCCCGACAUGUGCGUGGAGGGACUGGAGGACGCAGGGAGGCUCAAUUUCGGAGAGCAGGAGAUCGAGAAGCCGUCGGAUUUCGCGUGAUGUUUCAAACAGGACCUGAACUAUGGAGUGGUGCCCAAGAAUACCUGUAAGCUUUACAUGGCUCUGCUAAUUAGCUCAAGUGCUCAACAAUGGAGAGAGUUUGUGAGAACACAGUGUCUGUUGAUUUCAUGCAGACUAAGCUGAGCAACUUUACCCCCUCUAUCCGGUCAGGGGAUUGGUCUGAUAUUGGAGGUCGCGAUUACAUGGAAGAUGCCCAUGUGUGCAUCUCUGAUCUGGCAAAGAAUUUUGGUUAUAGCUCAGUGGAUGAUGAAGUAAUUUCUUUUUAUGGGGUCUUUGAUGGACACGGUGGCAAAGAUGCAGCCCAUUAUGUUCGUGAUAACUUGCCACGGGUCAUCAUGGAAGAUGCUGAUUUUCCUCUUGAGCUUGAGAAGGUGGUCAAGAGGUCAUUUGCACAAAUUGAUAGUCAGUUUGCAGAGAAAUGCUCUCAUCACAAGGCACUUUCUUCUGGAACUACCGCACUUACAGCAAUGAUUUUUGGAAGAUCCCUUCUGGUCGCUAAUGCUGGUGAUUGCCGAGCUGUCCUUUCACGGCAUGGCACUGCCAUUGAAAUGUCCAAGGACCACAGGACUUGCUGCAUGAAUGAAAGAAAACGUGUAGAAUCACUCGGCGGCUACGUCGAUGAUGGUUAUUUGAAUGGUCAAUUGGCAGUCACUAGAGCACUUGGUGACUGGCAUCUCGAAGGCAUGAAAGAGAGGGGCGAGCCAGGUGGCCCCUUAAGCGCUGAACCAGAGCUCAAGAUGAUCACACUGACGAAGGAUGAUGAGUUCUUGAUAAUAGGCAGCGAUGGCAUCUGGGACUUCUUCUCAAACCAAAAUGCUGUGGAUCUUGCACGAAGAAGGCUCCAAGACCACAAUGACUUGAGGUUAUGUUGCAGGGAGAUCAUCGACGAGGCGAUAAAGCGAGGGGCCACGGACAACCUAACGGCGGUGAUGGUUUCUUUCCACCAGGAUGCCCCUCCUAAGAUCAGAGUGAACAGGACAGGUAGGUUUGCACGGAGCAUAUCAGCUGAAGGGCUUCACAACCUUAGAGUGCUCCUGGAAAGCCAGUGAUUGCGCUAUUGUUGCCAGUCUACGUGUUGUGCUACGUUGCUGAGUGUUAAUUGUAAGUUGCGAUUUCGGUAUCCUGCUGCUGUUCAUCAAUUGUCGACAUGCCGGUGACUAUUCUUGUCUGAGAAUAAGCCAACGAACUACGAACCUGACAGCUCACUAGCCAAUUGUGAGGUGUUGUAAAUAAUACGUUGGGGGUCGGUAAGGACGAGUUAGCAGUGUGCAUCCAGGGGGCUUUUCUGGCUCAUUAUGCGAUUUUUUCCCCUGAUUUUCUGUAAGUAAACUAUGCUGGGAGUAUCAGUGUAAUCGAACUACUAUCAUGAUGUGCGCACUCAAUUGAUUUAGGUUUACUGAUCAUGUUCAGAUA
This is a messenger RNA of Phragmites australis (common reed), 1852 nucleotides long. RefSeq names its product probable protein phosphatase 2C 27. Gene Ontology annotation, molecular function: protein serine/threonine phosphatase activity; cation binding. The transcript has 5 exons. NCBI's taxonomy places the organism in Eukaryota, Viridiplantae, Streptophyta, Magnoliopsida, Poales, Poaceae. Gene Ontology annotation, biological process: protein dephosphorylation. The record is from RefSeq and is a predicted model, not a curated record. The coding region runs from base 508 to 1488 and encodes 326 amino acids.